AUGUUCGUGAAAGCGUGUGUACUUGUUGCUCUCGUCGCCGUUGCUUUUGCGCAACGUGCCACUCCACCAGCACCAACUGAGUGCCAAAUCUGCGAGCAUCUGAUCGCUCAGGCUAGACAUCACUUUAACAACAAUGUUAGAAACGAGAAAGCUCUUCAACAAGAGCUGCUCAAUGAAUGCAAACACUUACCACCACAAGAAGCAUCUGGCGAGCAAACUUGCAUCGACAUGGUAAACAAGAACAUCGACAAGAUCUUCUCAGACAUCCAAGCCGGAGAUCGUGAUGGACAGACCUGCUUCGACAUUGGCGCCUGCACCAGCAUCCCCACCUUCCAGACUCGCCCGUAUCACACCAGACCACCAGUGGCUCUCAGGGCUCAACGCCAGUAG
Molecule: messenger RNA, 390 nt
Organism: Cooperia oncophora
Lineage: Eukaryota; Metazoa; Nematoda; Chromadorea; Rhabditida; Trichostrongylidae
Source: the annotation of a GenBank genome assembly